Molecule: messenger RNA, 2348 nt
Organism: Phialemonium atrogriseum
Lineage: Eukaryota; Fungi; Ascomycota; Sordariomycetes; Cephalothecales; Cephalothecaceae
Product: putative Xaa-Pro aminopeptidase
Exons: 5
Coding region: 311-2005 (564 amino acids)
Biological process (GO): proteolysis
Molecular function (GO): manganese ion binding; metalloaminopeptidase activity
Source: RefSeq, a predicted model, not a curated record
CAAAACCCCAGGGCUGAUAGAUAUUUAUUCGCUCUCUAUUCCGUCCAGACGUCAUUCCGCAGCAUUUACACGUCGCGCUCCCAUUUUCUCCCCGUUCUCGUUCCUUCCGUUGGUGUGAAGGGUAGUAGGGCCGAAACUCUCGGCAUCCAUAUCCGGCGGGGAACCCUUGCUGACCGAGUCGUGCCUCUUACGGUGAAGCACGGAUAAUCUCCAUACCAAACUCCCCUCGAUACGUCGAUACGUCGAUACGUCGACACGUUUGAUACUUCUUGAUUCUGGGUCGUGCCAACACUCGAGCUGUCAGAUAAGGAUGGAAGUCGAUCAUGAGCUGGUCGAGGUGGAUGAGUUUGAUGCGCUGGCUAUCGAGGUGAAGCUGUCUCCCACAUCUACAGCUGCCACGGACGAAGUUGAAGCCCGUGCGCUAUGGCCUUUGGUUGCUGAAGCUAGCGGCAAGUACCCAGCCAAGGAGCAUGCAAAGAAGGUUGCCAAAGAGCUCGGUGCCAGAGAUGGACUCAUCUAUCUGCUGGGCCAAGAGUCCCAGCGGUACGAGGACUCGGACAUGGCCCCUGAGUUCCGACAGCGUCGUUACUUCUACUACCUCUCCGGCGCCGGCUUCGCCAACUGCGCCGUGACCUACGAGAUCGCACGCGACUGGCUGAUCCUAUGGAUCCCGUACACGGACCCGCGCCAGGUCCUCUGGUAUGGCACCACCCCGGGCAUCGCCGAGUGCAAGGAGCGGCUGCACGUCGAUGACGUGAGGUACACCUUCAACCUCACCUCGUACCUGCACCGGUACCUCCGCCAGCACCCGCAGACCACCGUCUUCGCCCUCCACCCCGGCCAGACCCCUAAGCUCGACGGCGACGGCGACGGGCCGCCGACUGGCGCGGCCGCGCCGCACAUCGACACGGCCCGCCUACGACCCGCCAUGGACGCGGCCCGGGUCGUCAAGACGGACUACGAGGUCGCCCUGAUCCGGCAGGCCAACGCGGUGACGAGCGCGGCGCACCGUGCGGUGCUGGAGCGCCUGCGGCGGCUGACAAACGAGUGCGAGCUCGAGGCCAUCUUCCAGGCGACGUGCAUGGCCCGCGGGGCCAAGAAGAUGGCCUACCCGGUGAUCGCCGGGUCGGGCACCAACGCGGCGACCCUCCACUACGAGGACAACGACCAGUCGCUGGCGGGCCGGCAGCUCGUCGUCCUGGACGCCGGGUGCGAGUGGGCCUGCUACGCCAGCGACGUGACGCGCACCCUCCCCCUCACGCGCACGCGCACCCGCGACGGCAGGUUGGGGGGCGGCGGCGGCGCCAUGAUCGCCCCGACCCCCGAGGCGGCGGCCAUCUACGCCGUCGUCGAGCGCAUGCAGGACGAGUGCGUCUCGCGCGUGCGGCCCGGCGCGUCGUUCCGGUCGCUGCACGCGCGCGCGUGCGCCGUCGCCGUCGGGGGCCUGCUGCGCCUGGGCCUGCUGCGCGGCGGGACGGCGGGCGAGGUGCUCGCGCUGGGCACCGUCGCGGCCUUCUUCCCGCACGGCCUCGGCCACCACGUCGGGCUCGAGGUCCACGACGUCGCCGGCGGGGAGCCGCUUCUGCUGCCUGCUGCUGCUGCUGCUGCUGCCGGGGGCGGCAGAGGGCUUGGGGGUCUGGGUACACGGGGCCGUGGCGCGGCGGGGAGGAGGGAGUGGGUGUCGCCUGAGAUGGCGGCUGCGCUGUGUCGCGGGGGCGGGACCGCGUCGUCGUCGUCGUCGUUGGGUGGGGGCGGGCGGAGGCUGGAGAAGAAUAUGGUUGUGACGAUCGAACCGGGCAUAUACUUCUGCCGAGAGUACAUCGAGGCCUACUUCCUCACGAACGCGGCACACGCGAAAUACAUCGACAAGGCCGUCUUGGAGAAGUACUACCCCGUCGGCGGGGUGCGUAUCGAAGACGACAUCCUCGUCACGGAGGACGGCUACGAGAACCUGACGACGGCGCCCAAGGGGGACGAGGCACUGAGGAUUAUCAACGGUAGCUAGGCGGCUUAGAGAGUUUACGUGUCUCUCUCAACUCGCUCGCUUCGUUGGUUGGGAGGUCGGGUUUGAGGCUGCGUGUGAGAUGAGAGAGGGUCAUGAGCAAAUUGUGGCAGGAAACGCAUGCUAUCACGCCCAAAUACCAAUUGAACCUCGGCCAGCAGGCGUGGUCUAAGUCAUCACGUAUCUUCAUUUCGGCUAGCCUGAAGUGAGAAGCAAAAAAGAAAGAACAAGACAUAAUGCAUAAUUCAGAACGCCCGCGCCUCUCUCUGUAUAACAUAGACCUUGCAUAGGUAGCAGCCUCGUUUCCCCCCUCGCUUCCGUCUUACAAAUACUUCUUUGGCGACGC